AUGGGGAAAUUUAAUUUCUACGUAUUAAAUUCUAAAGGAUUACAGUUGAAAGAUCCGCGUCUACAAGAGUCAGUUGCUAAAUUCAGACAAAUUGCCAAAGAUCAAAAUCUCCAUUACGAUAACUGCUACAUUGAUAAAGAAUCUUUCAAAAGCUGUAUUACAGAUAAUAUUGUGCUGAUUGAAAGAGCUCUUACAAAUAAAUUUAUCAUUCCUGAUUUCAAAGAUUUUAGUGAAAAUCUUGAACAUUUAUAUAAUGAUGCCAAUGGUAAUUCGUCUGGCAAGGUUGCAACCUAUAUACCACAGUUGUCACGACAAGACCCUGCCCACUGGGCUGUGUCUGUUUGUACCAUUGAUGGCCAACGUUUUAACAUAGGAGAUACAAAACAGGCUUUCUGUCUUCAAUCGUGUUGCAAGGCCCCAGCGUACGCCUUGGCUGUCACUGCAAAGGGGUCUGAUUACGUGCAUCAGUUCAUAGGAUUUGAACCAAGUGGCAAACCAUUUAAUGAACUUGCCUUAAAUGCACAACACAAACCUCACAAUCCGCUGCUGAAUUCAGGUGGCAUUUUGGUAUCAGCACUCUUAAAGGCUGAUUGGAGUCCUGCAGACAGCUUUGAUUUCACUACCAAACAGUUCAGUCGCUUGAGUGGAGGGGAGUUUGUUGGAUUCAGCAAUGCGACGUUUUUAUCAGAGAAGGAGACAGCAUUUCGAAAUCGAGCCAUUGCCUACCUCAUGAAGGAGUACAAUGCACUGCCAGUCGAUUCCAGUGUUGAAGAGAUCUUGGACUUCUACUUCCAGUUAUGUAGUAUUGAAGUGACAAGUGAAUCAGGAAGCGUGAUCGCAGCCACUCUAGCCAAUGGUGGCGUUUGCCCUCUGACUGGUGAACGUGUUCUGGACCCAGCUGCAGUCCGCGAUACGUUGACGAUCAUGUCAUCCUGUGGGAUGUAUGAUUACUCGGGUCAAUUUGCUUUUCAGAUUGGCCUUCCAGCAAAAUCAGGUGUAUCUGGAGGCAUUCUGGUGGUUGUUCCCAAUGUGAUGGGUGUGAUGCUGUGGUCUCCACCGUUAGAUACAUAUGGCAACAGUGUGCGAGGAAUACAUUUUCUCAGGGACCUUGUCAGCAUUAACAGUUUCCAUAACUUCGAUAACUUGCUACACACAACCAAAAAAAUUGAUCCACGCAAAGCUGGAGUUGGAAGCAAGCUUUGGGCAAGUAGGAAUGCUUCUAAAAUGUCAGCUGGCAAACGUAUUGUAAACCUUCUGUUUGGUGCAUACAAUAAUGACUUGAGUGCAAUGCGGCAGUAUGCUCUACAGGGCUUGAAUAUGGAGCAGGCUGACUAUGACCUGCGAACCGCUUUACAUAUUGCAGCUGCUGAAGGUCACAAAGAUAUUGUGCAAUUUCUUCUAGAGAAAUGCAAGGUGAACCCAUGUCCUAAGGAUAGGUAUGGAAUUUAAUCAUUAUUAUCACUGAAAUUCAUACCGGUAGUCAGUCAGUGACACCG
Anneissia japonica is the source of this 1496-nucleotide messenger RNA. RefSeq names its product glutaminase kidney isoform, mitochondrial-like. Gene Ontology annotation, biological process: L-glutamine catabolic process. The record is from RefSeq and is a predicted model, not a curated record. The transcript has 13 exons. Gene Ontology annotation, molecular function: glutaminase activity; protein binding. The coding region runs from base 1 to 1449 and encodes 482 amino acids. Lineage: Eukaryota; Metazoa; Echinodermata; Crinoidea; Comatulida; Comatulidae.